Messenger RNA from Owenia fusiformis, 3166 nucleotides. Lineage: Eukaryota; Metazoa; Annelida; Polychaeta; Sabellida; Oweniidae. The record is from the annotation of a GenBank genome assembly.
AACUUAAUCAUUAUCAUAUUUAUAUAUAAAUUAAUCAUUAAAUGCAAAUUAUUUGAAAAAGUGUCAAAGUGUAAAUUGAUAUGGCAGAAGGGGGCGAGAAACAUGAUGAUAUUAAUGAAUCUAGAAAUGUUGAAUGCAUUGAACCAACACAAGAACCAUCUCCAGAAAAUGACCUUGAACUCAGUGACAUAUCAAGAGAUAGCUAUAUUGAAUCAGGCAAUGUUAAGGAUGCUCAUAGAGAUGAACAUGAUGAAGAUGACAGUGCAACAACUUCAAUAAAGGCGAAUAAAUGGACUGCUAUUCAGAAGGCAUUUCAGAGAGUCCGGGCACAUACCACACAAGCAUAUGGCAAAGUAAAACGUUAUCCCUCAUCAAAAUCAAAACGAGAAAGAAAUGUCUCAAUAGGGAAGAAUGUCAAAACAUCUAGGAGUAAAUCGAAAAGAAGAACGUUGAAAAGUAAUGUUGACACUGAUGAAAUCCUAGCCGCAAUAGGAUUACAUGAACAGAGGGAAUUGUCACAAUCAAAGGAUAAAUCAAAUAUACCAGAUAAUAUUGCAUCUGACAAACAACAUGUUAGGAAUGGCGCUAAAGUGUAUGGCUCAAGUGAAACAAUCGAUGAGAUAAGUAGUAUAGCAACUGAUUCUAUCAGGACACAUCAGAAACCAAGAAUUUCACAUCAAGCCAAAUUCACAAAAUUAUUCAUCAGGAAUGCAUUCAGAUCCCUGUUGAAAUCAACUAAGAAAGAAAACCAGUUAACAUCUGUUGAUUUUGAGAAGAACAACUCUUCAACUGAUGAAAUUGUUAGUCUUGGCAUUAAGUAUAACCCUGGUGAUGAGGUACCAACUAGAAUGGAGUCUAUUGACAAUGAUGAAGUUGACAGUAUUGAUAAUAUUCCACAUAGAAAAACUAAGCUUACUUGUUUAGAUGAAAUAGUCUUUGAACCAAGACCAAGUAAAGGUGAUAACAUGCCUGCUAAAGAUAAAAACAGGGAUUUCAAAGAAUCUAAACCUAAACUUCUACGUUCAAAAUCUUUGGCAGUUUUAUAUGGCAACCCUGAUACUGAUAUUGGAUUGUAUGAUACCAGUGAAAAGACUCAAAAAUAUGACAAUGGAUUUAGGACCAUCUUUAGAAAAAGAAGUGAGUCUGUCAGUGAAAUCAUUUCUACAAAACUCAAAAAAGGAACACAAGAUGCUUGGGGUUCUUGUUUUGUGGAUGAUGAAAAUAAACAGGCAAAAAGUCCUGUUCAUAAAACAAAUGGCAAAUUAAGAAAAAGAAGCAGUUCUCUUUCUGAUGCAUUUUCAAGAAUUGGCAAAAAGAGCCAGCAAAAAACAUUGAACACAAAGCAAGAGAUAUCACCUAGUAAAUCACCAAUUAAAGAAGAUCGUCUUUUUACUAAAAUUGCUAAGACAGAACCGGACCUGUUGAACAUUACACUGGAAACAUUGUCAAAUGGCAUAAGAGAAUAUAACAAGUUAACUGGUACUGAUAAACCUUUAAAAGACUCGAGUUUUAGACAUACUGCAUCAGUUGUUGCCAUGGCAACAAAAUGGAAAAGGAAAAUAAACCAAAACAAAUCAGAAGUAACCGUCAUAGUUGAUGAUUUGAACAAAGUGAUUCCUAAAAUUAAACAAGAAAGGUUGUUUACUAAAAGGAUGAAGCCAGAAAUAAACUUGGCAGGAAAAGUAAAAAAUAAAAAAGUGGAUGAAGCCGAAACAAAAAUGAAGCCAUUUUCAUUUGCUGAGACUCAUAUUAAAGCACAAAGUGAUGAUGCAAAUAAUGGAUUAGGAAUCCCACAAACUCCUUUUUCACGUAGUCUUAAUAGUUUGAAUUCCAUAGCUGAGAGCUCUGAAGAGGAAGAGGAUGAGCCUUGUAUACUGAACAAAUCCUUGCCCAAUCUCAGGAUGAGAUCUCCUUUAUCAUCUCCCAGGAGACCCAUAUCUCCCUUAUCAUCUCCAAGGCAAUCAAUUGUGAAGCCCAUGCUCGAUGAGGAGAUGCUUCCAACAUUAUCUGAAGAGUUGGAAACGAACAGAAUGCGUCAUGUUGCGAGUAUGGCAAUCCUUGCAAAACGCUGGAAGGCCUUUGUUGGGAAAAUACGGGAUAAUGAUAUGACAUCGCAGAUAAAUAAAAGAAAGAAGGUUUUGCCAAUUUUACAGCAAACAAAGCCUGAUGAUGCAUCCCAGCACCAUUCAGUCCCAGAAGAUGAAUCAUAUGUAGAUGCUGAGGAGAAUUCUGGGUAAUACAGUGAUAUUUCCAAUCAAAAUUGGAAUUGAGUAGAGUUCCAUUAUAAUUCCUGAGAACAGGCAAAACAAAUUAAAAGAACAUACUAGAGCCAACAAAAAGUUUUAAAAAGUAAGCCCAAUGUCCUGUUUAAGAACCCUCUUUCUUACGAUUGAUAAUGAACUCUAGUAAUACUAUCCAACAUGAAUCUAGUAGAGUUCUUCUGAGAAAAUGAGGAUUUCAGCAAGGGUGUAUUGCCUUGACAUAUAAUUGGAUACUUGGAUACAGUUGGCCUAACUCAGAUCGCCGUGUAUGCUUGUACUAUGAUAUAAGAGGUAUAGAUACAAAAUCUUCAUUAUCUCAGAAGAACUCAAGUUUACCGAGUCUCAACAAGUGGAUUCAUGUGGGAGAGAAUUGGUAGAAUCCAUUUUCAAUGAGAAUAGGGGCUCUUAAACAGGACAUUAAAAGUAGGGCCUUUUUGAAAUUUUUGGUAAGCUCUUAUAGUCAUAAUUAUAAUUUUGACAUGUACUCAGUUUCAAAAUUGAAAAUUGACGGCUGCAUAUUGCUAAUAAUUAAACCCCAGAAUUCUAGUGGGAGUUUACAUUUUCUUAAUUUGUUUCGCUUAACACUUUCUAACAUUUGUUUCCUGUGAUACUCUGCAACAGGAAGAAUUCCACAAUUCAGACUUAGGAGCAUGAGUUCAACGCUCCAUGUUAAUUAAUCACAAUAUAGUCAAACUACGAGUAGCUUAUUAUCACAUCAAGUUAUACAUUGAAUUCUAUUGUAAUUAUGUACAGGUGUAUGCACAAGCGUAGGCACUGAGGUUCAAUGCCCAUUGCUUUCUCGAAUAUGUCUACAUGUAAUUGAAUAAUUGCAGAAAACAUGGAUAUAGGGAAAGAACACAAAUAACAAUACAUACAGGGUGGGCCAAAAAAACACCCCCCUAGCC